CUUAACAAAUCAUAAUUACAAACAUAAUUUGUUUAUGUUCUUUAAUUCAAAACCAUCACAUCCAUUCCGACAAUCUCGCCUCCGUCUGCCUCCAGAAUCACGUCACAUCAUUCUUUCUAUUAACCUGCGUGUAGCAAAUAAAACAUACUACACGCUCAGCGGUGAAGCUGAGUAAGCAUAUCUAAUGCGUCGAACAUCCAUAUAAAUUGANGUUUUCAAUAUUGCGGAAGCUUAACAAAUCAUAAUUACAAACAUAAUUUGUUUAUGUUCUUUAAUUCAAAACCAUCACAUCCAUUCCGACAAUCUCGCCUCCGUCUGCCUCCAGAAUCACGUCACAUCAUUCUUUCUAUUAACCUGCGUGUAGCAAAUAAAACAUACUACACGCUCAGCGGUGAAGCUGAGUAAGCAUAUCUAAUGCGUCGAACAUCCAUAUAAAUUGAACCCAAAUUCAUAAUCAAAUCAUUUGAUAUCAUGCACAAAUCUAAGGCCAAUCUAUUUGAUGUUUACCAACUCUUAAACGAAUUCUAGUUUAAGAUAUUUAAACUAUAUUAGAGUUUAAGGUACUCUUAACUAACCCUUAAGCUAGGCCUGGUUUAAGAUACAAAUUUUCAAAAAGAGGUUUGAUUUGCAGUAUACAACGGGCAAAAAUAACAACUAAAAAGAAACCCUUGUAAGUAGGGUGUCGAACCUCAGGGAGACGUGAGUUAAUUUAAUUAAAACAAAAGUUUACAAAAGAAGUUGUAAAAUAUUUUUGGUCUUUUUGGUUUUAGAGAUAAAAUAAAAAGUGUAAAAAGAGAGAGUUCCAAACAACACAAAGUUUUUGAUGAUGAAAAGUUAGGGGUAGAAAUUGAUAAAUUAAUUGUCCAAUGUUUUUAUAAAAGUUGGAUUGUUAAUUUAUUUUUAUAUAGAAUGUGUGGGGUUGCAGAAAAGUAUUUAGGGACGCUCUCGCAGUUCACCUAAAUAAUAACCACUCCGACUUUAACACGCUAAUGAUAAAUCCGGAGUAAUAGAUAAAUUCGUAUAUACGGAGUAUAGAUAAAUUCGUAUAUACGGAGUAUAUACGAACAGUCCCAAAAAUGUGAACAAAGCUACAAUAGCCCACAUGGAAUUGAGGCUGUUUGUCUCGCCACUUGAUCCCGUGUUUGAUUCCCCAUCCAGUGUCGGUGUUUUGUCAUUUUUCUCUCAAUUCAUGGCCGAAUUUAAACUAGGAACAUAUUCCAUGUUCGCCAGUGACAUGCCUAAUAAUCAGCUGUGGCGCGAUGGUCCAAGCUGCUCAUCCAUACCCCAAAGUCCAGUGUUCGAAUCCCAACUCCAAUCUUUUCAUUUUUAGAUCUAUUUCUUUCUUUUCUUAAAAUCUCUUCCAUUUAUUUUGGUCCCAAACUUCCAUGUUUAUCUUCUGUUCUUGAAAUUGUUCUCAAUGCGUCCAAAUGACCUCAAAAUACCUGCAAGCAUAGGACCGCUCUACUAAAAUAAAACGGAAAAUUGACAUAAAAUGUAAAAAUUAAUUCAAUUGGGACGCAAAACUCCUUCAAAAUAUGCCUAAAAAGUGUAUAAAAUAUGUGCAUAUCAAGGUUUUCAAAAUCUUAAACUUACCUUUGCUUAAGGUCAUCCAGAAACCGAGCUGCGGAAUGCUCACUGUCAGGUUGGGAGGUAUCCCCAAAUGAGUUCCUCUAGUUUGGUUUGUAGAUCCCGUACGUACGUUUUAACCUAGGCCACCGAAAAUUCAUAAUUAUAUCCGCAAGGCCAAUUUCUAAGCCAUCUUAGAGAGGUCUAGUUUUGAGUGUUAACACUCUAACUUACUGUCAUGCAUCACAUAAUGAUUUAUAUGCCUAAAACAUCAUUUUUGUUAUACAAAAUCAUAUUUGUACUGUUCAUAAUUAAUUGUUAUCAAAAAUAGGAUUUUAGAGCAUAUUUUUAGGAACAUUUUCGUAGCAGGAUCUGGAAGUGAGGAAAAUAAUUUAAAAUAAUCAUUUAAUUUAUAAAAAUUGAUUUAUAUAAUUUUAAAUAAUCCAUAAAUUCAAAAUAAUCUAUUUUUACAAUUUAAAUAAUCAAUUAAUUCAUUAUAAUCGAUUUUUACAAUUUAAAUAAUCAAUUAAUUCAUUAUAAUCGAUUUUUACAAUAUAAAUAAUCGAUUAAUUCAUAAAAAAUCGAUGUUUGCAAUUUAAAUAAUCCAUUAAUUCAUAAUAAUCGAUUUUUACAAUUUAAAUAAUCAAUUAAUUCAUAAUAAUUGAUUUUUACAAUUUAAAUAAUCAAUUAAUUCAUAAUAAUCGAUUUUUACAAUUUAAAUAAUCAAUUAAUUCAUAAUAAUCGAUUUUUACAAUUUAAAUAAUCCAUUAAUUCAUAAUAAUCGAUUUUUACAAUUUAAAUAAUCAAUUAACUCAUAAUAAUCGAUUUUUACAAAUUAAAUAAUCAAUUAAUUCAUAAUAAUCAAUUUUUACAAUAUAAAUAAUCGAUUAAAUGGUACUGACUUCGAACCACUAAUCUGAAUAAAAUUCUAAUCGAUUUUUAGUAAUUAAAUAAUCGAUUUUCGGCCACUGUUCUUCAUCUUCUUCCUCGGGUCAGUUUUAACAUUAUCAUUUUUUAAUCACCAAACUUCAAUUUAAUUAUAUAAAAAUGUUCUCCAAUGUUCACAGAUCAUUUUAGAGUCAUUAAUUCGUAAUUUUAACAACAAUUUCAUGGUUUAUGAUUCUUGGUUCUUCAAACAUGUCAAACACAAAACUCAACCAAAUGACCGCUUAUGAACGCAGAAACGAUCUAUAUGAACAUUCUAGUCACUAGAUAUAUCUACGGGCUUACCUCGAAGAUUAAUGGAGGUUUUGAGAACUUUCCGGCAACAAUAGCUCUCAACUCCGGCGACCUUACACCAAAUUGACAGCACCACUGCGUUCUCCACACUCAAGGCUAUCUCCCAGAACGAAUUUGAUGAAGAAUGGUGAAGAAAUGGUGAAGUUUUGG
Molecule: messenger RNA, 2955 nt
Organism: Cuscuta campestris
Lineage: Eukaryota; Viridiplantae; Streptophyta; Magnoliopsida; Solanales; Convolvulaceae
Source: the annotation of a GenBank genome assembly